Molecule: messenger RNA, 768 nt
Organism: Drosophila yakuba
Lineage: Eukaryota; Metazoa; Arthropoda; Insecta; Diptera; Drosophilidae
Exons: 1
Coding region: 48-710 (220 amino acids)
Source: RefSeq, a predicted model, not a curated record
GCGAUAUUAUUCAUUCGUCUAGAACACCUCGUAGCCAUCGGGUCAAUAUGCGUGCCCUCAUUAUUCUAAGCAUUCUGGCUGCGGCAAGUGCCGGCAGUUUGUCCGGAUAUAAUUACGGACAAGGUGCGACCUCCAGUAUCGGGGGUGGUGGUGUAUCCCCAGUUGCUGCACUGGCGGGACCAGUUAGCUACAGUGCCGCUCCCCAGUCCUCCGUUCACAAGGAGUUCUACAGCUUCUAUGCCAACGAUGACGACUUCGAGGAUAAGGGUGCUCUGCAGAGGGCACUUGCUUCGGUAAAGAAGAACAUCCGUGUGAUCUUCAUCAAGUCACCGGAGAACCGUGGCUACGAGAACGCCGUCUUGGCCCUGGCCAAACAGGCUGCCCAGCAGCAAACGGCCAUCUAUGUGCUGCACAAACAGACUGACAUCAACGAGCUGGCCCAGAAGUUCAAUGCCGUGCGCCAGAAUGCCAACAAGAAGCCCGAGGUGCACUUCGUCAAGUACAGGACUCCCGAGGACGCUGCCAAUGCCCAGCGGGCCAUCCAAUCGCAGUACGAUCAACUGGGCGGCUCCAGCCAGUCCAUCAACGGGGGCGUGGCCAACGCCAUCAACUUUGCAUCUCAGGGAGCUGCUCCCGCACGUGCUACUCCUCAGCAGGUGCCACAGAGCAACUACCUACCCGCCAACAUUCUAAGCCGCCUGCGCCACUAGAAAAUCGUCUUGUUAAAAAUUGUUUUUGAAUAAAAGUUAUCUAAUAUGUUUACGUAAA